This is a messenger RNA of Peromyscus eremicus (cactus mouse), 2221 nucleotides long. RefSeq names its product glucosaminyl (N-acetyl) transferase 3, mucin type (gene Gcnt3). The record is from RefSeq and is a predicted model, not a curated record. Gene Ontology annotation, cellular component: membrane. Gene Ontology annotation, molecular function: acetylglucosaminyltransferase activity. Bases 478 to 1791 code for a protein of 437 amino acids. NCBI's taxonomy places the organism in Eukaryota, Metazoa, Chordata, Mammalia, Rodentia, Cricetidae. The transcript is spliced from 4 exons.
AUCACCAUGUCAACGCCUACUGACCUCUUAGAGGCCGUUCAUUUUAUUUUUGUAGCUGCACUAUGGCCAGUUUACAGGAACGACCCCUGCUGCCUUUGAGAGGUCUGGACCUCAGCCUAGGGCCCCUGAGCUUAGAGACCUCGCUCUAGUUGAGCAGUGACCCCUUCCUCAGAGGUGGAUUCCUUAACUUGGCUGUUGUAAAUUGUGAUACAAUAAACAUGAGUCUGCAAGCAUCUCCAUGGUUCAAGAGGAGCCUGGAUGCGCUCUUUGACCGGCUUGUGAACAUCCGCAAAUACGUUCUGGAAGGCUAGAAGGCAAGGACUGUGGUGUUAAUUUUUAUCUACAUAGAACCAAACUAGCCUUCAGUCCACAGACUCCUAAGGUUGGAGAAAUCUCCCCCAAGCAGCCAAGAAGUUAGGAAAGCGAGCCCACCCACCUCCUCUGCUGGGCAAGGCUGGAUGGUCCCCGCCUGCGAAGAUGAUUUCAUGGAGGAAGCUCUGUUGGCGUUAUCAUGUGUGGACCCUGGGCUGCUACAUGCUGCUGGCUGUCAUUGCCCUGAAACUGUCCCUCAGACUGAGAUGUGACUUCGAUGUCAUGGAUCUGGACUCGAAUGAAUUUCGAAGCCAGUACUGCAGGGAUAUCCUGUACAAGACCCUGAAGCUGCCAGCAAACAGAUCCAUCAACUGUGCCGGGGUCACUCGAGGGGAACAUAAAGCAGUGAUCCAGGCGCUGCUGAAUAACCUGGAGAUUAAGAAGAAGCGACAACCCUUCACAGAGGCCGACUACCUUAACAUGACAGCAGACUGUGAACAAUUCAAGACUAAAAGGAAAUUCAUACAGUUCCCGCUGAGCAAAGAAGAGGUCAACUUCCCCAUUGCGUAUUCCAUGGUGGUUCAUGAGAAGAUUGAGAACUUUGAAAGGCUGCUGCGAGCUGUGUACACCCCUCAGAACAUAUACUGUGUCCAUGUGGAUCAGAAGUCCCCAGAUACUUUCAAGCAGGCAGUCAGGGCCAUUGCAUCAUGCUUCCCAAAUGUCUUCAUAGCUAGUAAGCUGGUGUCAGUGGUCUACGCUUCCUGGUCCAGGGUGCAGGCUGACCUGAACUGCAUGGAAGACUUGGUCCAGAGCUCCGUGCCAUGGAAAUACCUCCUAAACACCUGUGGGACAGACUUUCCCAUCAAGACCAAUGCUGAGAUGGUCCAGGCCCUGAAGCUAUUGAAUGGGCAGAACAGCAUGGAGUCAGAGGUACCCCCUGCACAUAAAAAGUCCCGCUGGAGAUAUCACUAUGAGGUGAGAGACACACUGCACAUAACCAGCAAGAAGAAGACCCCUCCACCUAAUAACAUGACCAUGUUCACGGGGAAUGCCUACAUGGUGGCCUCUCGAGACUUCAUUGAACAUGUAUUAAGCAACUCCAAAGCCCAACAACUAAUCGAAUGGGUAAAAGACACCUAUAGUCCUGAUGAGCACCUUUGGGCCACCCUCCAGCGUGCCUCAUGGAUGCCCGGGUCGGCUCCCUUGCACCCCAAAUUUGACCUCUCAGACAUGAGAUCUAUUGCAAGGCUAACCAAGUGGCAGGACCACGAGGGAGACAUCGAGCAUGGGGCGCCUUACACCCCUUGCUCAGGAAUCCACCAGCGGGCUGUCUGUAUUUAUGGGUCUGGGGACCUGCACUGGAUCCUUCAGAACCAUCACCUCUUGGCCAACAAGUUUGACCCAAAGGUGGAUGAUAAUGUUCUUCAGUGUUUAGAAGAAUAUUUACGUCACAAAGCCAUCUACGGGACUGAACUGUGAGACACACUGCAAGACAAUUGCUACUUGCAUGGCAGGAAAAAGCCAGGAUUUACUGGGGCCAUUGUGGGGUGGGCCUGGGGCUCUGGACUCCAUGUGUCCCUAGGAUGAGGGGGCUGCUACUGAAGCAUGGGUAAGUAGAUCUCUGCUCCCCGUGAGCUGCUGCUGGUGAAUGUGGCUAUUCCCCAGUUCUGUCCCCAAGAGCCCCUCUUUGGCUUCCUCACAGAGCCAGAGCAAGAACUACUGUUACUUAGGAGAAUAAGGUUGGAACACUGACCAGGGACUCUAGAGUUUGGCUGAAGGUUUUCUUACGGGUUCUCUACAGAGACUCUGUUUUAAAUAUUCCUGGGGUUGAUCACAGGAGGGGAACUUUAGUGGAAAGAACCCUCCCUUUUUGUACUGUUAAUUUAAAAUAAAUAGCUUCCAAACCGAA